Hordeum vulgare subsp. vulgare (domesticated barley) is the source of this 1833-nucleotide messenger RNA. Its product is annotated as probable monogalactosyldiacylglycerol synthase 1, chloroplastic. Gene Ontology annotation, biological process: glycolipid biosynthetic process. Lineage: Eukaryota; Viridiplantae; Streptophyta; Magnoliopsida; Poales; Poaceae. Gene Ontology annotation, molecular function: hexosyltransferase activity. The record is from RefSeq and is a predicted model, not a curated record. The transcript has 8 exons. The coding region runs from base 93 to 1688 and encodes 531 amino acids.
CCCCUCCGCGGCUUGUGUGGCUCACCUCGCCCCCUCCCCCACACCAUCCCGCACUCGAAUGUGACGGACGGACGGACCUCCUCCUCGCCGCGAUGCCCCCGCCGACCGCCUCGUCGCUGCCCGCCGCGGCCGCCGACCCGGCGCUGCCCGCGGCCUUCCUCUCCGUGCCGUCCCCGUUCCUCCCCUCCUCCCCGCCCCUCCCCGCUGCCCUCGCCCCCUCACACGCCUCCUUCCUCCCCCGUGCGCGCGGUCCCCGCGCGCUCGCUGUCUCCGUGUCCGUCACCGGCCCGGUCUCCACCGCCGCGUCGCGGCUGCACCACAUGUGGGGCGAGUUCGCGCGCUUCGUGCGGCUGCACGGGAACCAAAUCGCGCCGCUCGGGUUCGCAUCCCUCGGUUCGGCCGUCGGAGGCGGCGGGGGCUGCGGCGGUGGAGGGGGCGGUGGGGGAGGGGGUGGUGGGGACGCCGAUGGGGCGGUUGAGGAGGAAGGCGUGGCGCGGGCCGAGGCGCCCAAGAAGGUGCUGAUCCUCAUGAGUGACACGGGCGGCGGCCAUCGCGCGUCCGCCGAGGCCAUUAAGGCCGCUUUUGCCCAGGAGUAUGGCGACGACUACCAGGUAUUCGUCACUGAUUUGUGGACUGAACAUACACCAUGGCCUUUCAACCAACUUCCCAGAAGCUAUAGUUUCUUGGUGAAACAUGGACCCUUGUGGAAGAUGACAUACUAUGGUACAGCGCCACGAGUAAUUCACCAGCCACAUUUUGCUGCAACAGCAACAUUCAUCGCGAGAGAGGUUGCCAAAGGUCUGAUGAAGUACCAACCAGAUGUGAUUAUCAGUGUACAUCCUUUAAUGCAACAUGUCCCCCUUCGAGUUCUACGGUCCAGAGGUUUAUUGGAUAAGAUUCCGUUCACAACUGUUAUCACCGACUUGAGCACUUGUCACCCAACUUGGUUUCACAAGCUUGUGACUAGAUGUUACUGUCCAUCAGCCGAGGUGACAAAGAGAGCACUAAAAGCUGGACUGAAACCUUCACAAAUUAAAGUCUAUGGCCUCCCUGUACGCCCAUCUUUUGCCAAACCUGUUCCACCAAAGGAUGAAUUGCGUAGGGAGUUAGGUAUGGAUGAAUAUCUGCCUGCAGUUCUAUUAAUGGGCGGAGGUGAAGGGAUGGGUCCUAUUGAAGCCACUGCCCGAGCUCUGGAUAAUGCUUUAUAUGACGAAAGCCUCGGGGAACCCAGGGGUCAAAUACUUAUAAUUUGCGGACGCAAUAAGAAGUUGACUAACAGGUUGCAGUCAAUUAAUUGGAAAAUUCCUGUUCAGGUGAAAGGUUUUGUUACAAAAAUGGAGGAAUGCAUGGGUGCUUGUGACUGUAUCAUCACAAAGGCAGGGCCUGGUACAAUUGCAGAGGCGAUGAUUCGUGGCCUCCCCAUUAUUCUAAAUGGUUACAUUGCUGGGCAGGAAGCUGGCAAUGUUCCCUAUGUUGUUGAAAAUGGCUGUGGGAAGUUCUCAAAAUCGCCAGAACACAUCGCAAAGAUUGUUGCCGACUGGUUCGGCCCCAGGUCAGACGAGCUCCAAAUAAUGUCUCAAAAUGCCCUGAAACUAGCUCGCCCAGACGCGGUGUUGAAAAUUGUUCAUGAUCUACAUGAGCUAGUCAGGCAAAAGUCGUUUGUACCAGAAUAUGCAUGUGCAACAUAAGCUCCUAUCUUGUCUUUUGAAUUUAGUUAGUUUUGUUAUUUUUUGUGCGGCAUUAGUCAUAGUUAUUUGUGAGGAUUCAAACUAUCAAUUGAUUUGCAAAUGUCAUCAUUAAAGGAAAAUGGAACUCGAAAAGAAUUGUGAACCA